Molecule: messenger RNA, 948 nt
Organism: Psylliodes chrysocephalus
Lineage: Eukaryota; Metazoa; Arthropoda; Insecta; Coleoptera; Chrysomelidae
Source: the annotation of a GenBank genome assembly
AUGGGACCGAACAUCAAUUAUAAUACAUUUCUCUUCAAAUUUUUUAUUUAUUUUUGUCUAGUUUGUGUUGUAUUGAGUGCCAGCCAGAAGAGUCAUCAGAAAAGGGAAAUUCACAGGAUUGUGCUUAAGGAACGAUCACCGAGAAGUCACAAAAAGCACGCUAAUCACAGCCACAAUCAAAGUAGGAAAAGGGGACACAAGAAUAAAGUAAAAAAGGAUAGCGAUGAAUCGGUUUCGAGCAGUUUUGAAGACAGCAGCAGCAAUGAAGACAGUUUUGAAGAGAUAUUUAAUCGACAUAAACCUCAUCAAAAAAAAACUCACAAAAAACAACAAUCAUACCAACAUUCAAGAUUCCCUCCAAACUUAGACAUCGAAGAAUCAAGACAUCAUUCUUUCCGCGAUGAUUUAUCACCAUUCUCCAACAAUGAGUGGAUACCGCUUCACACCGAUUAUCAUCACUCUUCUUCAGAGAACCACCACCAUUCAUCCAUACAAGACCACCGUAGAGAAAAAGACAGGAGAAUUAAGAGGAAACCGAAAAAACACUCCCACAAUAAGUCGCAUAAUAAUAAAAACAAACCUUACGGAAUUGAAUUCACAACGUCAUUCCCUUCACUACAAUUUGACACAUCCACUUUCUACCCUCCUAUAGAUGUCUUAUCAAAUUUUCAAGCUUUAAAUAAGAACAUACUACAAACCAAUCCUUCCUCCAUUAUACCGAUAUCUUUAGAGCAAACUACUGUUAAAGAUACAAGCGAUAAGCUGAAGAACCAUAAAACCAGUUAUGACGUAACGGAAGGCCAAGGUUCCGAUUUGCGCGAAUUGAUUUUGGUGCCGGAUCAACCAGAUUAUGGUCAGAUUGAUUUCGGACCGACGGAGAAAGAUUUAGGCGGACAUGGUCCUAGAAGUAGGGGCUCGAUUAGGUUCAGAACUAGAAGCAAUUAUUGA